AUGAAGUCUUCUUGCGGUACAAGAUUCGCGUUCUUGGUUCUCUUUCUCUUUGCAGCACAAUUUAUGUGCGUCUAUGCCGGUAGCUUCCACAAAGACGUUCAGAUACAUUGGGGUGAUGGCCGCGGAAAGGUUCGCGACAGAGAUGGAAGACUUCUUUCUCUUUCCCUCGACAAAUCCUCCGGAUCCGGUUUUCAAUCCAACCAGGAGUUUCUCUAUGGCAGAGCCGAGGUUCAAAUGAAGCUUGUCCCUGGUAACUCUGCUGGAACAGUCACAACAUUCUAUCUUAAAUCGCCGGGAACUACGUGGGAUGAGAUAGAUUUCGAGUUCUUGGGAAACAUAAGUGGUCAUCCGUAUACUCUCCACACUAAUGUUUACACAAAAGGCUCAGGAGACAAAGAACAACAGUUUCAUCUAUGGUUCGACCCAACCGCUGGCUUUCACAGUUACUGCAUCACAUGGAAUCCCCAAAGGAUUAUGUAA
Messenger RNA from Microthlaspi erraticum, 480 nucleotides. NCBI's taxonomy places the organism in Eukaryota, Viridiplantae, Streptophyta, Magnoliopsida, Brassicales, Brassicaceae. The record is from the annotation of a GenBank genome assembly.